UUUCAUUCAAAAUAAGUUUCCAGACUUUAUAGCGAAAGUAGUGAUGGGUUUUUGCUCCCGACUUUUUUUUUUGUUUUUUGCCGACAAGUGUAAUUAACGUAUGCGGUGACCUUUAGAAAAUAAAGAUGAAGCUAAAACGUCAUUUUACUAGUAGUUGUGCUCGUGACAAAAUGACAUUUCGUUUGUUUAUAUUUACCAUCAAGUUCAGUUGAGCGCAAUUUUUUAGUAAAGAAAUACUUGAAUAAUGGAAGAACCCUUAACCAAAAAGCAAAAAAUGGAUCCAUUGAAUUAUCCUUUCAAAAUGAAGGCUGUUUUGUCCGAUGACUUGCAAAAUCCUAUUCCACUAGUAACUGUGGUUAUCAGCAAAAUUGAAAACAAAAAAACAAUAUCAUCUGUUGUUCUUGAGCUUAGUCGUUCAAUGCCACUACCAAGUUUACAGCAUCUCAAAAGAGUUCGUCAAAAUGAGAUAAUACUCUGCCUUGCUUCGGAUGUUGAAACUUCGAAAAUGCCUGAAAACUUAAAAGACAACAUUAAGGAUUUCAUUAUUGCUCAAGGUGUUUCCACAGAAAUGGCAACAUCUCUUUGUGAGAAUGCUUCACUCGUUGAAGUUCCAUCAAUACCAACGAAACUUCGUUGGCAAUAUGAUGCGAUGAAUAAACUAUGGCCUUGUAAAUUUCAUCCAAAUAGAUAUCUUGAGUCGUUGUAUGAGGGAACUAAUUUUUCAAAUGAAGAAACGAUAUUCCAUUUUAAAAUGGCAAGGAUUUUAAUAAAAUUUUUGGAGAAAGAAGGAAAGCCAUGUGGAAUUUGUGUCGAUCCAAGAACAAAUUCAGUUGUUGCCAUAGCCACAAGGAAAUCGGAAGAAAAUCCAGUGAUGCAUUGUUCAAUGGUUUUAGUAGAUUUUGUAGCUCGCAGUCAAAAUGAAGGAGCAUGGCAGCAUAAUGAUGAAGUAUUCCAUGAGUCUGAUGAUGCAAAACUGAAUUUCAGGGGAAUACCUGAGCACUUCCAUUAUACUCUAACAGAAGACUUAAAGGAGGACAUUCGUUUUGGUGCUGAAAAUGUUAAUCUUCGUGAAGGACGAAUAAAAGUAACAGAAGAAAUGCUGACUUCGAAUAAUUUAGAAAAAUACGGUCCAUAUCUUUGUACAGGAUAUGAUGUUUAUUUAAUGGUUGAACCAUGUUUGAUGUGUUCAAUGGCAUUGCUUCACAGUCGUGUUAGAAGGAUAUUCUACUUGCAGCCAUCAGAGAAUGGAGCUCUUCAAACUAAAUUAAAAUUGCACACAAUCAAGGAAGUGAACCAUCAUUUUGAAGUUUUUAAAUUUUUAAGUGAAAAUGAAAUAAUUUUUAAUAAUAAAUGUUUUUAAAUAAAUUGCAAUUUUUUAUGAAAAAGA
Episyrphus balteatus (marmalade hoverfly) is the source of this 1387-nucleotide messenger RNA. Its product is annotated as probable inactive tRNA-specific adenosine deaminase-like protein 3. Lineage: Eukaryota; Metazoa; Arthropoda; Insecta; Diptera; Syrphidae. Gene Ontology annotation, biological process: tRNA wobble adenosine to inosine editing. Gene Ontology annotation, molecular function: tRNA-specific adenosine-34 deaminase activity. The record is from RefSeq and is a predicted model, not a curated record. Bases 245 to 1360 code for a protein of 371 amino acids. The transcript has 2 exons. Gene Ontology annotation, cellular component: cytoplasm; nucleus.